CGACGGUUCCGUGGAGGCAGCAGGCCGCGAGUGUCUUCAGGUAAAGAAUAAAUAUAUAAGCAACACACAGAGUAGCUAAGACAAUGGCCUCAAGGAAGAAAAAAAAUGGAAUACCAGACAGAUGGCUGGACUACCAACCCGUGGGGAGAAGAAUUACAGGGACACGCUUUAUUGUCUUCAAAGUUCCCUUGAAGCCCUCUUUGUGUCUCCAUGUCCCAGAAUCUGAUGCCUUUGGUCACUGGGAGCUGCUGGACACUUUGAAAAAAGAGAACCAGGAACUUGGUCUUAUCAUAGACCUGACUUUCACCAAGCGGUACUACAAGCUGCAGGACAUACCACAGUCCUGGUGCUAUGUAAAGAUCCUCACGGCGGGUCAUGAAGUACCCAACAACGAGACCAUCCUGAGCUUCAAACGUGCUGUACGCCACUUCCUACGGGAAAACCCUGACAACGACAAGCUGAUUGGAGUCCACUGCACACACGGCCUGAACCGCUCAGGCUACCUGGUCUGCAGGUACCUGAUAGAUGUGGAGGGGUAUAAUCCCAAAGAGGCUGUGCGCCUGUUUAACUCCGCCAGGGGACACUCCAUUGAGAGACAGAACUACCUGAAAGACUUGCACCUGGGGCCGAUCAGGAGCAACCAGGGUAUGGAAGAGACUGAAGAGGAGCCAUUGAGAGGCCUGGCUGCAGAUAGGCCGUGCAGCGCUCCCAUUCCCUAUUACCCCAGAGGGGGUGAGUGCUACAGCCAGAGCACUUACAGAGAGGGUGGGUGCUACAGCCAGAGCACUGUCAGUCAGAGUGGAAUCUUCCAUCAGCUUCCACGGGGGGGCCUCCAUUCCCCUCCGGUCUUGAUGCCAUACAGAAUGGGCGCUCCUCUUUUCCCAUACCAGUGGAGGAGGCCAGAGGAUAUCCCACACAGAGAGCCGCCUCCUGGGCCACAGGGUAACUCAUCAAUCUUCCGCCCCGAGGAGCAGAUAAGGAGUGCUCCUAACCCCUUCCUCCAUCAAUACACCCCCCAUGACCCCAAUACCCAGUACCUAUCUCAGAGGAGGGGUCGAAGAGGGAGACAGCGACACAAUUAUUAAGACAAAGGGUCUGAUCUUAGAUGAUUCUGGAUGAAGCACAGGUCUGUGCGCGCUCACUGGAUGUGAUGCAGGGUGACAGAUUUCUGAUUUAAUAGAUUUUAUUUCUAAGUGUAAUUGGGGAAGGGGUGGCGGGUCUAUGUCAAAGACGGACUGUUUACACCCAGUUGUUGCUGUCUCCACCAGUUUUCUCUUCUACAUUUUCAUGGCAGUUCUGCUUCAGACAAAAGACAUCGGCGUGGGUUAGACUCAGUGUCACAUCAUAAGCCAGUUACCAACAUUGACCACCAUGUUUUAAAAAGUCAGACGAGAAUUUGAUUUACUUAACAGGAAAAUGAUCAGACAUGAUGUAUGUGAUAAUAUAACUACACUUUUGCUUUUGUUUUAUAUUAAAUCAUUUUGUUGCUC
Molecule: messenger RNA, 1490 nt
Organism: Lampris incognitus (smalleye Pacific opah)
Lineage: Eukaryota; Metazoa; Chordata; Actinopteri; Lampriformes; Lampridae
Gene: dusp11
Product: dual specificity phosphatase 11 (RNA/RNP complex 1-interacting)
Exons: 2
Coding region: 84-1085 (333 amino acids)
Biological process (GO): protein dephosphorylation
Molecular function (GO): polynucleotide 5'-phosphatase activity; protein tyrosine/serine/threonine phosphatase activity
Source: RefSeq, a predicted model, not a curated record